Messenger RNA from Ectocarpus sp. CCAP 1310/34, 1453 nucleotides. Lineage: Eukaryota; Phaeophyceae; Ectocarpales; Ectocarpaceae. The record is from the annotation of a GenBank genome assembly.
AUGACACAUAUUUAUUUUUUGCGUGCCGGCAAAGAGAAGGAACGCUUCACGCUCGUUCUGGCUGUCAUGGCGGACGGCAAAAAGGUUUCGCCGCGCAUCAUCUUCAAGGGCACGCCGUUCAUCCCCCCGACCGUGAGCGGCAAGGGCAAGAGCACCCUGCCGCGGAAGAACUCCGUCGCGUGGGAGAUCCAUCCUGCGAACCGUGCCAAGCACGCCCACCCUGCCAACGGCAUGUCCUUCGGCGUGCAGGGGAAGAGCUGGAGUGACCAGCGGGAGUGCAACGGGUGGAUCUCGGGCAGCUGGAAGCUCCGUCCCAACAACGGCAGCAUCGUCCAGCAGCGCCCGUGCAUCCUGGUGCUGGACGACUUCAAGUGCCACAAGGACGAGGGUUUCAUCGCCGCCCUCAAGAGAGACGCCAAUACCAUCAUCAUCUUCAUCCCAGGCGGGAUGACGCUCUUGCUCCAACCGCUCGACCGUUUGCUCAACAAGCAGAUGAAGCGGCUGCUGCGGGGCAAGUACACCGCCUACAGCGCGUCGGCGGUCGCAGACGCCCGGUCGGGGAAGCUGAAGCCACCGGAGCGUGGCGUCGUCUCUACGUGGUGCAAGGAAGCGUGGGAGUCCAUCACCCCCGAGACGGUGAAGACUUGCUUCAUGAUCUGCCGUCUCACGCUCGCGCUCGACGGCAGCGAAGACCACGCCUGGUGCGAGCACAACUUCGGGGAAGACUACCGCGACCUUCUCGGGGAGCAGCACGCCGUGCGGCUCGCUGAGCACCCCGACGUGACUCUCCCGCCGCUCAAGCUGCCGAAGGUACCAGGGAGGUUCGACCCCAACCCCAUCACGGCUGCUCAGAAGUAGGUCGAGGGGAAGCUGCUGCCCUACGUCGCUGAUGAGAGCGACGGCGACGUGGAAGUCGUGGAGGGGCAGGGAGGCGGGGGCGCCAAAGGAGAAGUAGUCGAACUUUGAAGCAUAGUUCUUUGGGAUUGCCAGUGAGAUUGGAUGUUUUUGCGAUGGUAGGGGCGCGGGCACGAAGUAGAGUUCAACCCGCCUAUGAAAUACAGUAGUAGCACGUUGGUGGCUCGUAGUGGUAGUUUGGUGUGGGUUUUUACUUCGUUUUUGGUUUCAUCUGCGAUUAGAACUGUUGAGUGGAUGCCGUUUGCCGAUUUGCCGAUCUUGAUUCUUCAGAACGAAAAGAAGAGAACAAAGAGUACAAAUACCACAUUUUUGAACAUCGUCAUGGUGCCAAGGGCAGCAGUAGCAGUGGAGCACGCGAUUCAAGCUCCCACACUAUCAAGAAUUUCCAGCACAUGCUGGUGAAAGGGUAUCGCUUACCGCCAAACCUCACCGCAUAUAUCGACGUCUCCGCACACUGUGCGGAGACGACGAUACCUGUGCGAUAAUCUAACAAAUCAUUCGGAACCAGCUUUUUUUCCGCACACCCUGCGCCAAGACC